CUGCAAUGUUUUUUCUUACAGUUGUUUUAGACCGAAAGCAGCUCGCACAAUUCAUCCCAAAGAGAACGUAAACACUUCCAACAGAUUGGAAGGUCUUAUUUAACAGGUCCAGUGUCGUGAAUGUGUUUGUGCAUUAGUCAGAGCACGCUGCGCAUCACGGAGGUAAUCAGGAUUUCAUAGGCUAUAAAUAAGGCCGUAUACGGGACAGCUCGGCCUGCCGCUGAUGUCGGAGAGCUAAAGGUUAAAACCCUUCAAAGAGCUGCAAGCUGCUCCAACAUGGACACACUCUGACCCGCCUCACGGUUGGGAUUCUACUCAAACCGGACCUACGGAGAUAUCCCGCACAUCUCACGCUUUAACACAGAAAGUAUUUGGUUUAUGAACGCAGUGAAGAUCCACCGAGGAGAUUGAUGUUUUUUUUUAGACUUUUUAUUGGCACUCGGCCCGACCUAGACGGACUGUUGCUACAUUUAUGGGACGGUGAAUGUGUCUUUAUCUUUUUAUGCUUUUUACUAAUACCCAGACUCCUGCAGCUCCAGCAGAGAAAGAGAUUUCCUCACGAGGUUGUUUUGGUUUCCGAGGAGGGAAAGGCGAAGUGUUUUUGGGGUUUGAUUUUCUCCUGUGGUGUCUGUGUGGAGCGUGCCACACACCCACUCCACAACAACGACGGCUUUUGCUUGCAUCUUCCAGUGUUUCUUCUGUCAGCAAGUUCAGCAGAGCUGCAACUCUUCCAGUGCCAGUCCUGACACCAGCGAGGAGCCCUGCCCAAUUGACAUGGUGAAGAUGACCAAGUCAAAGACCUUCCAGGCUUACUUGCCAAGCUGCCACCGCACCUACAGCUGCAUCCACUGCCGGGCACACCUGGCCAACCACGACGAGCUCAUCUCAAAGUCAUUUCAAGGCAGUCAAGGAAGAGCCUAUCUGUUUAAUUCAGUGGUGAAUGUCGGCUGCGGGCCAGCUGAGGAGCGGGUACUCCUCACAGGUUUACAUGCUGUGGCGGACAUCUACUGUGAAAACUGUAAAACCACCCUGGGCUGGAAAUAUGAACACGCGUUUGAGAGCAGUCAAAAGUACAAAGAGGGAAAGUUCAUCAUCGAGCUGGCUCACAUGAUCAAGGACAACGGAUGGGAGUGAUGCUCCUCUGUUCUAUUUCUGACCAUAGAAUGCUCUUUAUUGAACUGCGUUGGAGCGACGACCAUCGACCACCCCGCCCCCCCUCCCAAACCCCUCAAAAAAAAAACUCCUCCCCCUCACCUCCUUCACGUGCACACCCACCCACCUGGUCAUCGUGAAACUGAACAGAGCAAAUGACAUACAAAAAAAAAAGAAAAAAAUACGACGACGAGGAAGCGGAGCAACUGUUGAAAAAUCACGUCACAGGAGUCCUGUCGUCACUUUAAAGAUUGUGUGUUCUCCUUCGCAUCGCCGGAGCUUUUUGGGUUUGAACCCCCGCCCGCUCACUCUCACCCCACUCCCCACCACCGAACCAGGCGUAAACAAGUGAUUGUGGUGAUAUGGCGACCACUAUGCGAAAGGAGAGAGACUUCACUGAGGGGACAUGGCUUUGGUUUUCUUUAUUUCGCCCACCAAGCGAGACAGACAAUGAUUAUUUUUUAACGUUAUUUGCUAUAGUUUUAACUUCUGAGUUUGGUAAGGUUUUGGUUUAAUGGCGUAUGGAUGUUACUGGUUAGCAUUUUAUUUCCCUGUCAAGUCUGUCAUGUUUUUUUUUUUUUUUUUGGCUUGUUGUAUCUCUGCCUAUAGCUGAGCAUGCUUUUCUUUGCUAAUGUCCAAAUGAGCAAUCAGGGACAGGUGAGGAGCGGAGGGGAAAGGGAGUUUAUUGUAGUUACACAUAUGUAGCAGCAUCUUGCUUUUAAAAAAAAAAAAAGUUGCAAAGGAUGGGAUUGUAGUAGUGUGGGAUUUUAUUCCUGAUAGUUCUUUUUUUUCUUUCUUGUGAAUUUUCUUUAUUCCCCCCCCUUCCCCCUGGUACUUUUCAGGACCCAAAAAGCAUUGAAAGCAGCACCUACUAUUUGUUUGACAUAAAUGGAUAUAUAUAUAUACAUAUAUAUAAAUAUAUAGAUAUAUAAAUAUGUUUAGUGUUUGGCUAAGUGCGAUUGUGGCUGGUCCCAUUUUGCAGCAAGUGAAAACAACCUGAAAAGAAGCAGAAAUAGUUUCUAGACUGGGGAAUCUGACAUCAGUGGCCACAUGUCAUAAAGCAUUAGGGCAGACUGUAUUAUUCCAUUGUCUAGUAAUGGCACACUAAGAGACACAACCACAUAAGAAUAUAUAUACACCCAUACUAUGAUUACAUAUCCAUAAAUACUAUGAAAAUGUUCGUAGUACGUUGAUAUUGGAACAUGGAUUCUAAAUAUAUAUUAGCUGUCAUGCACAUGUGUAUAUGCAUAUGACUGUGUGUAUAUAUAUAUUGUGCAUGUGUGUGUGUUCACGCAUUACACAGUGACAUACUUGAACGAUGCUACUUUGUUUGCACUUUGCAGAGGCCUUUGGUUCAUUUCAGUUUAGAGGCAAAAAGUUUGUCCGCUUUCGUCUGUUUUUUUUUUAUAAAUGGCCUUCUCACAGAUGAACGUCAGAUUGUUGGAGACGGAAAGAAAAAUUUGACCUGGACGGUUUAAGGGUUUGUUCAUCGUCUCUAUUAGAAGCUUCUAGAUUAUCUGGUUUUAUUUCAGUUAUAUCGAUAAAUUCUGCUUUUCCUCUCAAUUUUUUGCUUGAGAAAAGUGUAGUUUCCGAUUCUUUGCUGCUAUCGUAGAAAUCCUGCCAUAUCCUUCCCGCUCUCGUAGGUCUUUUGCACUUUACAUGCUUAUCCGUCUCUCUCUCUCAAAGCAUAUGAAUUGUCUCUUUGUGAUUUGCCUCUAAGCCAUAUGAAUCUUGUGCCUCUUCAAAACAUGAACAGCCUCCCCUCUUAUUUUCUGUUGUGCAGUGCAUAACUCCGUAAACAUUUGUGUGAACUGAUGUCUUCCCCCUUCUUCUGGUUCAAAAUGGCCCAAAAUCCUCAUAGAGCUCUUCCCUGUUUGUUUUUUUAGUUUUUCUUUGGACAACAGAAACUUGGUAUACAUACAAACUUAUAUUUUCUACCUUAAGAUUUAGAGGUGCAAAAACAGAUAGAUAUUCAGUAUAUUUCUCACCGUAAAGCAUAGAGGAGGAGGUUUGGAACAUGCGGGAUAGAGAUUUAAAAAUCAGCGGUGAUUGACUUUGCCGGCAAGGUCAGUCAGAUCACAUAACUUUUUAUCCUAAAAACGAUGACAAUGCAAACCCUUAAUAGUUAGCAGUGAUAACUACUUGAAAAUAUAAAGACAUAAACAGCUGAGAUGUUGGCCCGUGUUACAGUUUUUGUACAUAAAGUUACAUAUUUAAGGUUUUAUACGUAUUUCUACUGGGUUAGUUCUUUUACUUCCCCAACUUGAAGCACUUUUGUUCUGUGUGUGUGUGUGCGUGUGCGUGUGCGUGCGUAUUAGCCCACAUGCAUGCCUGCACUCAAAAGUGAAUGUUUAGUUUAUUUUCCUCAGAGAGUUUAUUUCUCUUUUGUUUUUCCUCUUUCUUUCGGUUUGGAAGUGUUUUUAUUUGUCCUGUUGUUUUUUUUUCUUUCGCAGCUGUUUGGUUUCUCUCCCGGUGAUCUGUGAGGUCAACAGCCAGGUUAGUUUGUUUGAAAGUGAUUUAUCCCUGUUUUGUUUGUGUUCUGUUAGCUUGUUUAUUUAGCUUGUGUGGUGAGAGCCCGUUAGAGGGCUGAUGUUUAGGUCUCUGCUGAGCCAUGUAGACAACGAGGGCGAGCUGGAAUCUCCCACCAUGUCGCAGGGAGAGCCUUUAUCAAGACCCUUUCGCCAUCACAGUCAGUGUCUCCUGUAUAGAGGGCUUUCAGGGGAUGAAACGCACCCUCUGGCAGCCAUAUUGGAGGUCCUUAUCCUUUGGCAAUGCUGGCUGUGAAUAUCUGAUUGUAUUUCUUGAGAACUUAUUCAUUUUUGUGCUGGUUUUGACUGAAAAUGGAACGGUUACUUCCCUGAUCUGUUUGAUUUAUUGUUUUAAUAAUGUUACCUAAGCUUAGUCACUACAUCCCAGUUCUGGGGCUGCAUUCUUUGAAAGUUUGCAUUUUAAACCUAUUAACAAGUCAAACAAGGCCUGGUCUAUUUUAAACACUCCUUCAAAUGCAGCACUCUGUGUCCCACCAAAUCCACUGCACAGACGUUGUUUAAAGAGCACCUGUUUUAACUGACACCCAGUGAUUCAACUUCACAGCUGGCUGCAGUGAAGUAGAUGUGUACUCCAGGGGUGGGUCAGUACACCAUGACAUCACUGUUGGGUGUGGUUACAGGUGCAACAGAGCAUGUUUUGGACUACAACCAUCAGUGAUGCUGGGUGUGAAACUUUCCACCAGAGAGAUUGAAACAAUACUUUUCAGCCUGGUGUUAUGUUACUCUUUAUUGGUGUAUUCAGCGGUCUUCGUCAAUUUGUAAAGUCGGGAAAUACAGCGUGACCUCAUUGAUAUUUGUGUUCCUGUGGUCAUCAGUGCUGGCAAACUGGCUGAACUGAGUUUACUACUACUAUACACCACUUUGUCAAGCCAUUUCCUGAUGAUAAACUUGAAAAAAACUGAGACUGAAAGUUAAUUAUUGGCCUUGAAAACAGCAGUUGUCGAAAUAAUCUCACCACAGGGUCCGUUUGGUAGCUGUUUAUGAUCUUCCUCAGCAAAUACUUAAAUAUAAAUAAUUAUCAUAACUGGGCCGCUCCAUCUGCUGAACAGCUACCAAAUGGACCUUGUGGUGUGAAUAUUUUCAAUUUCAGUGUCAAUUUCCAGUCAAUUUUAGGAGUGGACAAGGAGCACCUGAAUGUUUUUUAUGUACAUGAUGCUGCUCUGGCCUUCCGGAGGCCAGUUCCUCCAUAGGACACUUUCAAGGGGUGCAUCCUUUCGAAGGUUGCAGCUCCUAAUUUCUGAUGCAUUCACUGUCUGAUAUGAUGAUCACAUCUGGCUGAAAAUGUCAAAAUCCAGCCAUGUGUUUAGUUUUGACUUUUUCCAAACUCGUAGAGCAAACAGAAUGGUACUGGUGACUAAAUUUGGAAACAAAAAAAUAUACCUUACCAGACCUUCAUGUCUGCUUAAAUUUUUACUGAAUGGACCGACAUUAGUCCAACUUGUUAGCCGUUACAUGCACAAAGCCAGUUCCUCCAAGGAAGGACCUCCAAGUUGGCGCCAGCAGUGGUUGCUUGCAGAGCCUCUAUACUCCCCCUUGGAUUAGUCAGUCUAAGUUGAAGCAACAAAAAGCAGUUUCCAGUGUCACCGCCGGUGUAUACCAAAUAAGAACCAGGUUCUAUCGAAUGAUCAGUGUCAUGUAUCAGUGGGCAGGAAGGAAGCCAGGGAUCGAGUGUCUCCUGCAGAUUCAACUGCUAUACCAAAAUUAAAGAGGAGAAAUCCUGUCAUGUAUGACAUUCUGUAGAAUGUCUUGAUUCUCUGAACUUAACAGCGUCAAAGCAGCCUGAAUAAAAAAAUUUAGACAUUUGCUGCUGAAAAGCUGUUUACUUUUAAUUAUUUUUGUUUUUUUUGGGAUACUGGCUACCUACUUUUUGAGCUCUGUAACUUUCUAAAAACAUAACAGAAAGGAUGUUGAUCAAAGGCAAGAUGGGUAUACAGGGGAAAAGAAUGUACAAGUUCUUUUCUUAGGACUGUUAAACUACAGUUUAAGGUCUAAAGCAUGUUGUAUUUAUAAUGGCUAUAUGUCGUGCCUGUUUUAUUAUUAUUUUUUCUUCCUAAAUUUAAAAACAAAUAUAUGCUUUUUAUUUGACUACAUUGCUUUGCAUUCUGUCUUAGUAAAGCCAUGUCACACAUCUGUUUUCACUCUAAUGUAAACUAUCAGAUAUCACAAUAAAUUUUCAAUGGCAUAAA
Messenger RNA from Sander lucioperca (pikeperch), 5887 nucleotides. It is a transcript of the gene ypel1, whose product is annotated as yippee-like 1. The record is from RefSeq and is a predicted model, not a curated record. Lineage: Eukaryota; Metazoa; Chordata; Actinopteri; Perciformes; Percidae. The transcript has 5 exons. The coding region runs from base 775 to 1134 and encodes 119 amino acids.